Rhinolophus ferrumequinum (greater horseshoe bat) is the source of this 1211-nucleotide messenger RNA. It is a transcript of the gene CLEC7A, whose product is annotated as C-type lectin domain containing 7A. Gene Ontology annotation, molecular function: (1->3)-beta-D-glucan binding; pattern recognition receptor activity. The record is from RefSeq and is a predicted model, not a curated record. The transcript is spliced from 6 exons. Bases 95 to 835 code for a protein of 246 amino acids. Gene Ontology annotation, biological process: positive regulation of cell population proliferation; positive regulation of phagocytosis; positive regulation of cell migration. Gene Ontology annotation, cellular component: cell surface. Lineage: Eukaryota; Metazoa; Chordata; Mammalia; Chiroptera; Rhinolophidae.
UGACUCAUAGAUCCUCUUUUGUUCACAAGGAGUUGUCUUGGAAGAGAGGAAAGAGCUCUCAAAUGCUCUGUCAAUUCAGGAACGCAAUAGAACAAUGGAAUAUCACCCUGACUUAGAAAAUUUGGAUGAAGAUGGAUAUACUAAAUUAGACUUCAGCUCUCGAAAUGUCCCCAGGAGACCUGUGUUCUCAGAGAAAGGAUAUUGUGGGAUAUCUCACUGGCGUUCCAUUGCUGUGAUUUUGGGAAUCCUAUGCUUGAUAAUACUGGUGAUAGCUGUGGUCCUGGGUGCCACGGGUAUGUGGAGAUCCAAUUCAGGAAGCAACUCAUUGAAGAAUGACAAUUUUCCGUCAAGGAAUAAAGAGAACCACAGUCAAUCCACACAAUCAUCUUUAGAACAGAGUGUGGCUCCUACCAAGGCUCUCAAAACCACAGGAGUUCUUUCCAGCUCUUGUCCCCCUAACUGGGUUAUACAUGAGAACAGCUGUUACCUAUUUAGCACACCACUGGAUACCUGGGAGGAAAGUAAAACACAAUGCUCUCAACAAGGCUCUAGUCUACUGAAGAUAGAUAGCUCAAAUGAAUUGACAUUUAUAAAAAAUCAAAGCUCUUUCAAAAGUGCUGAUUCAUUUUGGAUAGGGCUCUCUCGCCAGCAGAGUAAAGGACCAUGGCUCUGGGAGGACGGCUCAAUGUUCUCUUCUAACUUGUUUCAAAUCAGAAGCACAGCUACCCAGGAAAUCUCACCUCACAAUUGUGUAUGGAUUCACGAUUCAAUAAUUUAUGACCAACUAUGUAGUGUGUACUCAUUCAGUAUUUGUGAGAAGAAGCUGUUGAAAUAACAAUGGGGGUAUUCGUGCGGAGAAGCAGAGAGAAGUGUAUGAGAUGGCAGAAAUAUGAGAGGGCAGAAAUAUGAGAGGGCAGUAUAUGAGAGGGCAGAAAACAAAACAGAAAAGAAAAAUAUCUGAGGUCAAAAUAAAUGCUGAAAAUAUCAAGAAAGCUUAGCCAAUUUUAAUCUUCGCUGAGAAACAAGAUGGAAAAACUGAUUUCUGUACAUAACGCUAAUGGUAGGCCAGUAUCAUGUUCUAAUUAACAGACCAGAAAUGGAGCCAGGGCAGCUGAACUUGAAUUUUUAUUCUACUAUUGACUUGGUAUUUAUCUAGGAUUAGCCACAACUCCUUGGUAUUUCAAGGAGAUUUUAAUUUCUUGUUCUACCAG